Messenger RNA from Dissoconium aciculare CBS 342.82, 1467 nucleotides. RefSeq lists its product as uncharacterized. NCBI's taxonomy places the organism in Eukaryota, Fungi, Ascomycota, Dothideomycetes, Mycosphaerellales, Dissoconiaceae. The record is from RefSeq and is a predicted model, not a curated record. The coding region runs from base 1 to 1467 and encodes 488 amino acids. The transcript has 2 exons.
AUGGCUGUAUCAACAGGACAACUCUUUCGAGGAUGCUCGCUAAAGAAUGCCAUCACUCUCGCCAUCGUGGUCUUCGCCUCCACAACAUAUGCACAUGGAGGCGGCCAUGAAGAGUUACCAGAUGGCGAACUCAUCACAUUAGAGCCCAUGGGCACCAUCAUGUGGCUUCACAUCUGGAUCCAAGGCUUCGCAUGGGGCAUUGUGUUUCCGGUCGGCAUGGUGCUCGGACUGGUCAAGUCGAGAUGGCAUGUUCCGACUCAAAUCUUGGGCUCUGCGUUGGCCACGGCAGGAUACUUCCUCGGUCAUGCUCACGGAGGGAGGAAGUACGGACCGAAUGCGCAUAGGAGCUUUGCGAAUUGGCUGAUGUUGAUGCUGAUUGUGCAGGCGGCCGUUGGGAUCUACCUGAAAUUACACAUUGAGAAGGGUUUCUUGGGAAAGAUCAGGAUGUGGUUGGUCCGUGGACACUCUAUCUUGGGCGCGCUCAUUCCUGUCGCUGCUUGGACACAGAUGCUGUUGGGCGGAAUUGCGUCGCAAGGCUUCUGUCAAGCAGAUCACACAGGCCAGUGUGUUGCGCACUUUAUCAUGGGCUCUGCGUUCAUCGGAUACGGCAUCGUGCUCACGUUGCUUCUGCUCAACGGCCAAGCUUGGCUCGCCCGUACCGGACGGAGCCAGGAGUUCUACGACAGCAUCGUCAUCAGCGUAUGGGGCUGCAUCAACACCUUCACCGAGCACCACUGGGGAGGACCCUGGGUCCGCAGCGAUCUCCAGCACACGAGCAUGGGCAUCAUUUGGUGGUGUGCCGGUUUGGUAGGAAUCUGGCUGAGCCGCGACCGCCAGGGUCGGCCAAAGCGAAAUCUGAUUCCGGGAAUCGUCAUCGCUAUGACCGGCUGGGCGAUGAGUUCACAUGCCCAGGAUCUCAUGAUCUCCACCAUGAUCCACGGCGUUUUUGGCUACACAUUGAUGGGCGCUGGAAUCACCCGGAUUAUCGAGAUCAGCUUCGUGCUCAAGGACAAAAACACCCUCGUCGGCCCACAGGGCGGCGAUGUCGACGCGGAGAUCAACAGUUUCCAAUGGAUGCCCGUAUUCUUACUCUACGCUGGUGGCUUCCUUUUCAUGGGCGCGACCGAGGAGCAGAUGAAACUCCUUCACGAUUACCACGUGACACACGUUUCAUACGUGUUGAUCCUCUACAGCAUCGCAUUCCUACUGUUUUUGUUCGUCCUCAUGCUUCUAAAUCUCUACUCCAAGCUCUCCCAGUCCUCAAACCAUGUCGCCUCGAAGCCUCUGGACGAUGAGGAGCGCUCAAUUCGAACCGGCAACGGCAGCAUCGUCAUGCCGUCAGAUCGGCAGGCACACGAUGCCCAGGAAUUUGAGCUGGAAGGACUAAUGAGCGAUGAUGACGAGGAGUCACAUUCUCAUGGAAAAGAGAAUGGCAAAUUGAACGGCGGACCGCCAAGGUUAAGAUGA